AUGCGGACUGAGAUGAACUGCCGUUUCGACCUCGUAAGUCGUAAGGUACGAGUUGUCCGUUACAUUGUUGUUAAUGAUUUCAAUACAACAAAACAGAUUAGGUGGUAUCGAGAUAGAAUUGCAAAUCUGGCAAGAUAUAUCAGAAUGAAAGGAAUUGCCCGUGCUUCAGUUUAUGAAGAUGAAGCUCUCAAAGAGCUGCUUGAUGCUUUUGGUGAGACGUUUUCUCUUGAGGACAUUGCUUCUGCUUAUUACGAAGCAAAAGGGAAUGUCAAUGUUACUGGCGACAUUCUCUAUGCAAGAAACCAUGGAAGUACUACAAGAGAAACAACCAAUGCGCAUGAAAAUAAGUCUGUUGGUGCCAGUACAACAUCUUCAGAAAAUACAUCUAUCAAUCUCAAUAUCGGAGCAUAUAAGUCAAAACGAUGUUCUGUAUCAACAGGAAGUGUUGCUGGUGUGAUAGGAAAAAACUACGUUAAACCAAGGUCAUCAAGAACAGACUGUUCUGAUACUACCAAACCGGUGGAAAUAGAUUCAAAGAAAUUGCCCGAAUCUGUGAUAUGGAGUGAAGAAGAUCCAUCAAAUAGGACAACUAGAAAUGGAACCACAAAUGGUGAUCUUGAGAAAUUUUUGUUUCAGAUGCUAGGAGAUGGAUUUCAACUUGACAAAUCCGUAAUUCAAGAAGUACUUGAUUGUUGCGGGUUUGAUGUGGACAAGAGCAUGGACAAACUGCACGAUAUGUCAGCUUCAACUCUAGAGAAAUCUGAUGAUGUUAUUGGUAUCACUGCCGAAAAGUUCACGGGGAGAUGUUUGGAGAACCAAUCCUUUUUAAUCCAAGGCAAACCGCAAUCCAAAGAUUUUUCUCAUUUGCACCUUACUGCAUCUAUGAUAAGAAAUCCUAAAAGAUCUCCAAGAGGAAACAAAGACAAAGCCACUCAAGAGAAAGAAAUCUUAGAAGCCUUGUUCACUGUUACUGAAAGAUCCGAGGAAGCGACGAAAAGAAAUCGUGUAGUUAGUGAGGUGAGGAGAUCAAAGGCACUAGGUGAAUUGGUGACUGAACCUCUCGAGGACAAAGAUACAAGCCUUACAAAAAAUGUUGUAGAAAUGCUGAAAGUUUCAAAAGAUGUCAUAACCUUCUUGUUUUUGGUUUCUUCUACAGUGGAAGAUCGACACAACGACAAUGAGAAUAGCUACGAUGACUUACGUCAAGCUGUGAAGGAGUAUUGGGUGACUAUGAAAGAAUACUAUAAAGCUUUUGAAUUCAGUUGCGCAGAUGAUGAAAUUAUGUCUCUUGAUUUGCAUAACUUCAAACCCAAGGAAGCUCGUAAUCUUCUCCAAAUCCAUUUAGCUUCUGUUUCCGGCAUCCCUACUAUUCAGUAUUUAAGGAUUAUAGUGGGAACCAUGGAAGAAGAUACUAAAACGGAAGCUCGAAGACGAUUGAUUAUGAAACAGCUAGAGAAGGAAUCGAUUAAAUGGAACGAAGAAGAGAAUGACAGAAUAAUAUCGAUUCGAGUUGAUGUAAUCGACCCAAAAAAACUGAGUUUCGCAAAGGAAAAUAAGAAAAUGGGGGAUCCUUCCAACUAA
Hibiscus syriacus is the source of this 1581-nucleotide messenger RNA. RefSeq names its product putative nuclear RNA export factor SDE5. Lineage: Eukaryota; Viridiplantae; Streptophyta; Magnoliopsida; Malvales; Malvaceae. Bases 1 to 1581 code for a protein of 526 amino acids. The record is from RefSeq and is a predicted model, not a curated record. The transcript is spliced from 10 exons.